UACUAUAGUGUCUAUUUCCAAUCAGGACCGGGGUAGCAUCGUCGAUCGGAAAGAAGAGUGAGAGUGAUCGAAGAUGUUUCUGCGUGCGGUGGCGCGGCCAUUGAUGGCGAAGGUGAAGGCGACGACGGGGAUCGUUGGGUUAGAUGUGGUGCCGAACGCGAGGGAGGUGCUGAUAGGGCUCUACAGCAAGACACUGAACGAGAUCCAGAAGGUUCCAGAAGACGAAGGGUAUCGUAAGGCGGUGGAGAGUUUCACGAAGCACAGGCUCAAAGUGUGUCGGGAAGAGGAAGAUUGGGAAGCCAUCGAGAAACGACUCGGUUGUGGACAAGUCGAGGAACUCAUCGAAGAGGCUCGCGAUGAGCUCAAACUUAUUUCUCACAUGAUCGAGUGGGAUCCAUGGGGUGUUCCAGAUGAUUACGAAUGUGAGGUGAUUGAGAAUGAUGCUCCAGUUCCCAAGCAUGUUCCUCUCCACCGACCUCCUCCUCUCCCUGAAGAAUUUCACAAGACGCUGGAGACACUUGCAUCUCAAUCUGGAACUGAUACUUCUACCCCCAUCUCUAGCGAAUCACCAUCGAAGGCAUGAUUUGCAAUCACAUUAAAGCUUGGUUUCUCAGUUUGAAUCCUUUUUCUGCAUUAAUUUGUUUGUGUUAACUAGUUUCAUUACUCAAAACCAUCUUUGUGGGAGAAAACCUUGGCUCCUAAAUAAUGCAUGAAAUGACUUUGUUCAUAGGUUCAUAAUUAAGAAAUUUUCUUCU
Abrus precatorius (Indian licorice) is the source of this 755-nucleotide messenger RNA. Its product is annotated as probable NADH dehydrogenase [ubiquinone] 1 alpha subcomplex subunit 5, mitochondrial. The transcript has 2 exons. The record is from RefSeq and is a predicted model, not a curated record. NCBI's taxonomy places the organism in Eukaryota, Viridiplantae, Streptophyta, Magnoliopsida, Fabales, Fabaceae. Bases 74 to 583 code for a protein of 169 amino acids. Gene Ontology annotation, biological process: respiratory electron transport chain.